Symbiodinium sp. CCMP2592 is the source of this 2916-nucleotide messenger RNA. The record is from the annotation of a GenBank genome assembly. NCBI's taxonomy places the organism in Eukaryota, Dinophyceae, Suessiales, Symbiodiniaceae.
AUGCAGUCACGUGCGGCACGAGCCGGAGACUCGCAGGAGCUUCGCAAGCUCUUGGAGUCGGACUCCCCCAGCACCGGAUCCACGUUGCCUUCCUCGACUGCAUCGUCCCGCAGAUGGAGCUUGACAUCCGUGGCUCGGCAGGGGCCCCUGCUCCGUUUCUUGAGCCGCUCCCGAGCCGGCUUCCUCGUGUUGCCAGCCUUCCUGGCCCUGGUGGCAUUCUCGUGCUGCAUCUCCGCCGGGCACAUGACGGCCUACGCGUGUUCGGUCGGGGAGCUCGCGGACCUGAAGCUGGCCAGCUCCUUGCACUCCCUGGAGUUCCUCCCCUGGCGGCUUGGCUCGCAAAAGCCUGGUUUGUCCAAAUGGGCGAAUACAAAUUAUGAUGUCAAGUUGCGAGUUUGGGCUCUGAGGCAGACCCGGUACGAAGUCACAAGCGACGUGUCCUUCACGAAAUUGGCCCUGGUUGCUGGUGUUAGCCCCCCUACCACGCGUCGCAUCUCCAUCACCCAGCCGCAAGCCACCAGCAUGCCACCCUCCAGCCCACGUGUCAUUGCGGUUGACGACCAGCACGGCAUGGCAGUCGAAGAGAUCCAGCUGUCGCACAGGCAAGUUCCGCGCGUGGCCACCAUCCGCGUCCAGGGCCUCCGUCCUUCUCGGCCCGAAACCACGUAUGAAGUGCGCUUCUCGCCAUCGGCGACGAUGCCGGCAGCCCUCCGGAUCACCGCCCAGGAGUUUCAGAGAACCAUCGCCUGGUCUUCCUUGCCCGGAUCGGUCUUCAGCAUCCCAGAAGGCCAGCCCCGCAGCCACGGACCCGCUGCUGUGGGGCAGCUUUGGACGACUUACUGGGACCGCCCGAAUGCGACGGAGGAGAGCUGCUCAGCGGAUUGCGCCCAUGACCUGGCAUGCCUGGAGUCCUACGUCGGACCAGGUGGCUGCUACGCGGUGCUUGCCGACAGGAAGGGGUUGGAGUCGGGCGACCUCUCCGAGAAUCUUCCAAGCUCAGUCAAGGCUGCAGAGCAGAAUCUCACGGGCCGCUUGAGCGGGUGUCGGCUGGAGGAGGUGCGAGCCGCUGGAGAGGCAGAGGAGGCCAAGCGAGGCAAGACGACUCAGUGCAGGGACGACGUGGAGAUGAAGCCGGGCCAGCUCCAGCUCUUUUUCGGCAGAGUGCAGCCAGACUGGGCCUUCCACCUCGCUACCCUCAGCUUUGCUUUGAAGCUGGAGACGGGAGGCCAAAAGUUCGAGGCCGAGGCCACGCCCAUCUUUUUCAGGCAAGGGACGCCACCUCCAAGCGACGCGAUGGCCAUGCUCGUAGGACACAACGCCAGCGGCAGCUUCGUGCUGAAGACCGAGAGCUCCCUGGACGUGCAGGGAAACGUGGUCAUCUCCGUCUCGAAGUACGACCCGCUUGCCUUUGACACUCUUCGCUUGCUCGUGAUGCCGAUGCUGCCGGACCCGGCCUUCCGCGCCAACUGGUCCGAGUGGUCUCCAGCCACUAAGGCAGACCUGCAGCUCCUGCAAAGGCACGGGCGCUGCUUGGAGAGCGGGUUGAUCAGGUGGCGCUACAGCAUCUGCGGUGCCUACCACGGCUCGAACGACAGCUCAGGCCUCGGAGAUGAGCCACUUGCCGUGCAGAUUAACCCAAUCCAGGGCCAGAUGGAGGCCGCUGCUCAGUUCACAGUGGUGGUCCGCCAGAAGGCGCGGGAGUGGGGGUUUUCGUCCUCACAAUGGCACACCGUGGUCAUGCAGUACGAGGCGGUGGACAGCCCCGCUGCCUGGGCAGCUCAGCUGCACGGAUGUUCGCUCCUGAAUGUGAGCACCAUAGCCGAAGGCGCCGUCCUUGCGUCCGCGGACGGGCUAUGUGAGCUGCUCCCAACUUGCCAUGCACAGCUGUGCGAGCAAGUGCGUGAGCAAAGCCUCGGUGGCAGGGAAACCUAUGAUUUCGGAAGAGGACAAGACGUCCACCCACCGGCGCUUCUGUCGCCGGCUGGCACCGUGAAGCUGCUAGCCUGCAUGGAAGAAGCCGCUCCAAGCUGCAGCGAGAGCCUUCGAACACAAUGGCACUACAAGCAGAGCCACGUAGGCAUGGACGGCUACAGUCUUGCGUUCUCCAUACAGACCUUGCUGGAGCAAGCGAGCAGUAGCACCGCGCUGAGCUUGUUGAAGGAGAUCCGAAGGAACCUGCGCCAAGAGGAAGCCGAGCGAUUCGACGUGGACGCUGUGCGGGAGGUCUGGCGACUGCCGGAGCCGUCAGGUGACCUUCUCUCCACACUGGCAGUCCUGGACGAGAAAAUGCCCCAGCGCCUGGCAGAAGCUCUGGUGAAGAGCCCCUUAGGCACGAUGCCACCCGUGACGCCGCAGGUGCAGGCGGCCUUCGGUAACCUGACGAAGAUGCAGGUGUCCCUGGAGGAUGCGGCCCAGCUCGGGCAGCUGGGCGCGCUGGCGCAGCUCGCGCCGAAGCUGCGAGAGCUUACGAUCUCCUGCGCUCUGUGCCCGGCGGACCGCACAAUCCCGGAGCCCGAAACUCUGCGGUCCUUCGAGCGCCUCAGCGCUCUCGAGGAGUUGGUGCUCGACGACUUCCGGCUCUUGACUCUUCGAGCGAAGGCCUUCGGAAGCCUCGGAAAGCUGAAGGGGUUGCGUCUGCCCAACAACCAACUCCAGAGCCUGCAGUCCGGCGCGUUCCAGGGCCUCGAAGGGCUGAAGGAGUUGCAUCUGGAGUACAACCAACUCCAGAGCUUGGAGUCGGGCGCGUUCCAGGGGCUGGGAGGGCUGAAGAAGUUGGAUCUGGGCUUCAACCACCUCCGCAGCCUGAAGCCGGGCGCUUUCCAGGGGCUCAAAGAGCUGGAGACGUUGGUUCUGGAGGGCAACCCGCUGCAAACCCCCCCAGCGAUCUGCGAGCAAGGAGUGGAAUGCGACAUUUGA